AUGGGUCGCUCUCAGGAGCUCAGUGAAUUCAAACGUGGUACCGUGAUAGGUUGCCACCUGUGCAAUAAGUCCAUACAUGAAAUUUCCUUGCUACUAAAUAUUCCACGGUCAACUGUUAGUGGUAUUAAAACAAAGUGGAAACAACUGGGAACAACUGCAACUCAGCCAUGAAGUGGUAUUCCACGUAAAAUGACAUCACCAAGUACAAUACAAAGGCUUGGGCUUGGCACCUUAGUUCCAGUGAAGUGCAGGGAACGCUUAAGGCAUCAGCAUACCAUUUUGGACAAUUUCAUGCUCCCAACUUUGUGGGAACAGUUUGAGGAUGGCCCCUUC
Messenger RNA from Staurois parvus, 333 nucleotides. The record is from the annotation of a GenBank genome assembly. Lineage: Eukaryota; Metazoa; Chordata; Amphibia; Anura; Ranidae.